AAAAAAAUCAAGCUGAAAAACCGAAUGACCCUUCUCGGCUGCCGUCAUAACUCCGGUUGUAUCAUCUCUUCUAUUUUCUAUCUCGCGACUUGCGUACCUCUAAACGCAAUUUCUCUGCUUCUUUCCCCGGCCUGUUUCCCGGUUGACAUGUCGGAACAUAAUGCCGGCUCGGCGGCCCCUCCUGGGGGGCAGGCAGCUCUUGGUAAUGGGGCAGGCGGCAUCAAGAAGGAUGCGUUCGCGGACGCGGUGCAGCGGGCCCGGCAGAUUGCAGCUAAGAUCGGGGGUGAUGCUGGUCCUCCCAUUACCAAAAGCUCUGCAUCAGAUGGCUUUCCCUUCACUGUACAGAAACGACAGCUGGAGGAUGCAGAUGAACCAGAGAGCAAGAAGCUGGCUACACAGACUGACCUGGAAUCGGCCAAAGCUUUGUCUAUCAGUGCACAGUUAGCUGCUCUUGCACAGCAAAGACCCAUCUCCACGUCAGAGGACUACAGCGUUCCAGACAGUAUGGUGGGACUCAUUAUUGGUCGUGGAGGUGAACAGAUCAAUAAGAUUCAGCAGGAGUCAGGUUGCAAGGUUCAGAUAGCUCCAGACAGCGGAGGCCUUUCAGAGAGGAACGUCUCUCUCACAGGGUCCCUCGAAUCCAUACAGAAAGCCAAGGGGCUGCUGGAUGAUAUAGUGUCACGAGGAAGGGGUACACCACCUUCUUCUUAUCACGAGUCCACCAACGGGCAAAAUGGUACAGUUCAUGAGAUGAUGAUCCCAGCAGGCAAGGCUGGUCUUGUCAUUGGCAAAGGAGGGGAAACUAUCAAGCAACUUCAGGAGCGCGCUGGAGUGAAAAUGAUCCUGGUCCAGGAUGCUUCUCAGGGACCGAAUGUCGACAAGCCUCUCCGCAUUAUCGGCGAUCCAUACAAAGUUCAGCAAGCUCAGGAAAUGGUGCAGGAGAUUCUGCGGGACAGAGAUCAGGGUGGCUUUAAUGAAAGACCUGAAUUCAGCUCCCGAAUGGGAGGAGGCAUGGAUAUCCCAGUUCCACGACCCUCAGUCGGAGUAGUCAUUGGGCGCAACGGAGAGAUGAUCAAGAAAAUUCAGAAUGAUGCUGGUGUUAGGAUACAGUUCAAACAAGAUGAUGGGACUGGCCCAGAUAAGAUUGCUCACAUCAGUGGUCCACCGGACCGCUGCGAACAUGCUGCCCAGAUCAUCAAUGACCUGCUGCAGAGCAUCAGGGUCAGGGAGGAGGGACAAGGGGGUCUCUCAGGUCCUCCAGGUAUGCCUCCUGGGAACAGGGGUCGAGGUGGAGGCCAGGACAGUUGGGGUCCUCCUGGAGGUGAAAUGACAUUCUCUAUUCCUGCCCACAAGUGUGGGCUUGUGAUUGGCCGGGGAGGAGAGAACGUCAAGGCCAUCAACCAGCAGACGGGAGCCUUUGUCGAAAUCUCACGACAGCUUCCCCCUGAUGGAGACCCUAACUUCAAACUGUUUAUUAUCAGGGGGUCACCGCAGCAGAUCGACCAUGCCAGGCAGCUCAUUGAAGAAAAGAUUGAGGGUCCUUUGUGUCCUGUGGGUCCAGGACCAGGUGGACCAGGUCCUGCUGGUCCAAUGGGUCCCUACAAUCCCAACCCAUACAACCCCGGUCCUCCUGGACCCCCUCAUGGUGCUCCUCCAGGCCCACAUCAGUACGCCCCUCCAAGCUGGAGCAACACCUACCAGCAGUGGCAGCCACAGCAUCCCCAAGACCCCAGCAAGGCAGCAGCCAAUGACCCCAACGCGGCCUGGGCGGCCUACUAUGCUCAGUACUACCAGCAACCAUCAGGCGCUGUGCCAGCACAAUACCCUGCAAACCCAGCUGGAGGUGCCCAGACGUCAGGCGAUCAGGGCCAGCCUGCACAGACACCAGGAGGCCAGCCGGACUACACUAAGGCCUGGGAGGAGUACUACAAGAAGAUGGCCCAGACAGGUGGCUCAACACCUGGAACGGCAGCUCCAGCUGCAGCAGGGGGUGCAGCAUCUACAGCAGGAGGUCAGCCGGACUACAGCGCAGCCUGGGCAGAGUACUACAGGCAGCAGGCUGCUUAUUAUGGCCAGACAGGGCAGGCCCCCAGCCAGUCAGGCACUCCUCAGCCAGGACAGACACAGUGAAAGUUAAUGGAAGGAGGUCUCUGAUGAUGGAGAGGAUCAAGAAGAAAGGUUUAAGAAGAGGACCCUGAACUUAAGGCCAGGAUCUAGCCAUUUAAGUUAAAUAUGAUUUUAAUUAAUAGACUGACCAUCGCUGGAAUACUUUUUAAUAGAAAUGUGAACUGAACAAACCUGCAGGGGUUUUGCUGCAGACUUGGUCAUGUCGAAUAUAAACCCUUUGCAAAGCUUCUCAACACUUCUGCAGACAUUUUAAGAUACACUAAAGGCUUGAAACACAAUACGUUGAUCUGCUGUUUCUGUUAACUGUGCAAGUCUCAUUUUAUAGCACUCUCUUUCAUAUCCUAAUACUAUACAUUACACAGAGCUCUUAGACCUGUAACCUUAUUGUCUAUCUGGCCCAGAUGAUGCUUUAGAUAAUUGCACAUAAUUCACGAAGUAUACAUUUUUUAUAUCAAAUUGUCAUAUUUCUUUCUUCAAAGGCUUGUAUGAAGUCUUGACUUUUGAAAUCUGGGUCUUUCUUUUCUUUUAUUUAUAAUUAAACUGUUCUACAGUGUUUAAUUUUUGCAUGUGGUAUAACAAGAUGAAAGCUGCUAGAAGUGAAGAGAAAAAACUAACAAAGAGCAGGGAUAUGCUCCACUUGUGGAAUCGCUAUAGUCAUAUCAUGAACUGUGUGGAGCAGAAUCCUCGAAGAUGCAGAAACAUGACUGAGGAAUGAGUGUCUUUGUACACAAAAGGAAAAUAUAGUAUGAGUGUAAAGCCUGCAGAAAAUUUACUUUACAUGAUUGUUUAAUCUAAAUGCAGUUACAUCUCUUUUGCCUCUUGAAAUGUGCUAUCUGGAAAGUGUUUUCACCCAUAGCCUGCAUUGUCUUACAGUGGACAGAAGGGCAAAAAAGAAAGAUAAAUAUUUGGCCAGUUUAGUGUGAAUAACAGUUAUUUUUACAGUUUGGAAAAGCAAUUGUCUGGGCAAUGCUUGCUAGCAGUCACCCCAAUAAGACAGUAACAUAUUUUUGUAGUCUUUUUCAUGUGGAGGUUUUGCCAGCCUCUAUAAUGUACAUGGCAGAGCUCUGCACUGAUGACAUGUUGUAUAAUUAAAGCCAAGCCAUGUGGUUUUGUUGCAUUUUGAAGUGCCAUGUAAUUCUCUGGUACUUUUUAACACCCUUUUCCUUUUUAACAGUCUUUUUAUUUGCAACAUAAUAAACUUUAGUCUUCCAAUUUGUCCUACGUUAUCAAAUAUUGUAUAUAGAUAUAUAGUAAGCAACAUGAGGCUGAUGGUUUUCAUUUACGGGAUGUUUUUGGUCUGAUUCUGUAUUCUGAAUGGCAGCUAUGAGUCUUGCCUUUGGUUGAACUGUUGAUACUGUUAAUGGAUUAUCGCCAAGAGAAAUAUCUGGAAUAAAAAAGGCAAUUAUUUUGAAUUGUUCAUUUACUCUUUUUCCCCAAUACAAGCACAUAGCACAGCUGAGCUAUUACACCACUAGAUGUCAUUGUUUGUCAGAUUAAUUGGCAGCAAAAAUAUGAAAGAUGUGAUGAGUAAAAAUAUCUUAAGGGAUUUUGUCUUUUGAAUUAAAUUAUUCUCCAACUA
Messenger RNA from Melanotaenia boesemani (Boeseman's rainbowfish), 3706 nucleotides. RefSeq names its product far upstream element-binding protein 2-like. Gene Ontology annotation, cellular component: nucleus; cytoplasm. The coding region runs from base 25 to 2130 and encodes 701 amino acids. Lineage: Eukaryota; Metazoa; Chordata; Actinopteri; Atheriniformes; Melanotaeniidae. Gene Ontology annotation, molecular function: mRNA binding. The record is from RefSeq and is a predicted model, not a curated record. The transcript is spliced from 18 exons. Gene Ontology annotation, biological process: regulation of DNA-templated transcription.